Messenger RNA from Drosophila busckii, 3393 nucleotides. RefSeq names its product nuclear factor NF-kappa-B p110 subunit (gene Rel). The coding region runs from base 368 to 3310 and encodes 980 amino acids. The record is from RefSeq and is a predicted model, not a curated record. Gene Ontology annotation, molecular function: DNA binding; DNA-binding transcription factor activity; protein binding. Lineage: Eukaryota; Metazoa; Arthropoda; Insecta; Diptera; Drosophilidae. Gene Ontology annotation, biological process: cellular response to stress; canonical NF-kappaB signal transduction; inflammatory response. Gene Ontology annotation, cellular component: cytoplasm. The transcript is spliced from 2 exons.
AUAUGCAUGUAUAUGCAGCUAUAAAAAAAUCACUACAAAUAACCAUGAGUCAGUGACGUGGCUGCGCACUGAUUACACUACAUGCAUACGCAUGGGAACUACACACAAAUACGCGUCUGUAUGUAUGUUUGUAUAUGAACGAUUUUCAACGCUCUAACAUCGGGGAAGUACCUAUAACGAUUGAGGGUUCAAUUACUGUGAUCGCGUAUUCAGUAUUCCACGAUUGGUCAGUGUCGUUUGGACUCGGCAGCUAAACAGUCGCUACUAUUUAGUUGAGCUUCAACGCAAAACAAAAUUUAGCAACGUAAAUAAAUAAUUACCAAGGGACUUUACAUAUCGACUAUUGUCACGUGUAGUUCGUGAGCUCAUGGUUCGCGGAGCUGCAAAGAUGAUGAAUCAAUAUUUUGACUUGGAUCAGGGAAAAAAUGUAGUCCAUGUGAGUAAUGAUUGCUCCAGCACAAGCGGCUACAGCAGUGCGAAUUCACCCACAUCGAUGACAUUAUCGCCGGCCCAUUCACCAGAAACUUUAGUGCUGCAAAAUGAGUUUGCUAAUCUUAAUUUACCCGCUACAACAAAUUCACCUUCACCACUACAACAGCUGCAGAGCUCACCAUACCAUGCUGCCGGUUCACAAAAUCAGCUGCUUGCAUCAAAUGGCAACCUCUGCAUGGACUUUGAGAGCGGCAGCAAUUUGCCUAAUGCAAACAGUAACGCAUCUUUUGGAAAUUUAAACAUGUACAUGUCAAUUGAUCAUCACUAUUUUGUCACGCCCACAUCAAAUCACCUGUCACAUGCAGAUGCUGCUGCUGACGGAGGGCUAUCGGUUAAAAAUGAAUAUCCAGCUAUACUGCAGAUUGCCGAGCAGCCGGUAGAAAAGUUUCGAUUUCGCUAUAAAAGCGAAAUGCACGGAACUCAUGGGUCGCUUAAUGGGAUCAAUUCGAAGCGAACCCCGAAAACUUUCCCCGAGGUGGAGCUGCGUAACUACAAGGGACCAGCUGUGAUACGAUGCAGUUUGUUCCAAACGAACCUGGAUAGCCCGCACUCGCAUCAGUUGGUGGUGCGCAAGGAUGACCGAGAUGUAUGCGAUCCCCACGAUUUGCACGUGUCACAGGAACGUGGCUAUGUGGCGCAGUUUAUUAACAUGGGCAUCAUACACACCGCCAAGAAGUACAUCUUCAACGAGUUGCUGAAAAAGAAACAGGACCGAUUGGUCUUCCAAAUGGGUCGACGCGAGCUUUCUACUAAGCAGGUGCAGGAACUGCACCAAGAGACAGAGCGAGAGGCAAAGGACAUGAAUUUAAAUCAAGUGCGUCUUUGCUUUGAGGCCUUUAAGAUCGAGAGCAACCAGACAUGGACACAGAUUGCGGCACCCGUGUACAGCAAUGCCAUUAAUAACCGCAAGUCGGCACAGACAGGCGAGCUGCGCAUUGUCCGCCUCAGCAAGCCGACUGGCGGUGUUAUGGGCAACGAUGAGCUAAUACUGCUCGUAGAAAAGGUCAGCAAAAAGAAUAUUAAGGUGCGAUUCUUUGAAGAGAACGAUGAUGGCGAAACAGUAUGGGAAGCGUACGCUAAGUUCCGUGAAUCCGAUGUGCAUCAUCAGUAUGCAAUUGUCUGCCAAACGCCCGCCUACAAGGACAAGGACGUUGAGCGCGAAGUGCCCGUGUCCAUUGAGUUGAUACGACCCUCUGACGAUGAGCGCUCUUUUCCGCCGCUACCGUUUCGUUACAAACCGCGGGAUGCGAUUGUGUCUCGUAAGCGGCGACGCACGUGCUCUACGCUAGCUAGCAGUAGCAGUAGCAGCGGUGGUAGCACACACAACUCAAUGGAGCUUCCUAAAACGGUGCCGCAACAAGUGCAGGGGCAUGAUCAAACGAUAAGUCAGGAAUUUGGACGUGAUUUUCACUUAGAUCAGUUGGUGAACUCAGAGUCGUUUCGUGAAAUGAUUGCCCAAAACUCAUCCGAGCUGGAAAAGCUAUGCGUGCCUGAUUUGGGUGCGCUGGAAACAGACGGGCAUGAGCACGCCGAUUCGGCUUCGACCCUCAACUUGGCAGUUAUGACUGUCGGCUCCAAUCGUAGCCUCACCAGCAUUUGUCUGAGUAAUAUAUUCAAAUUGUUUGACACCACGCGACGCUCUGGCAAUGAGUGCAAACUGAUUGAGUCCAUGGGCAGCAAAAUAGCGAAACUUUUUACGGAUCAUGCGGUCAGAAAUGAGAACAACGAUACCUUACUGCAUGAGGUCAUUAGCCAAAAAAAGGACAAUCUUAAGUUGGCCAUCAAGACGUUUCAAGUUAUGAAUUAUUUCAAGCUAAAGGAUCUGGCAAUGAAUGCGCUGAAUGCAGAUGGUGACAGCGGAUUACAUGUUGCCUGCCAGUACAACCGCGCCCACUACAUACGCCCGCUUUUAGCACUUGGCUGCAAUCCCAACCAGCAGAAUUAUACGGGAAACACCGCGCUGCACUUGGCCGUGAAGGAAGAGAGUUUGGACUGCAUUGACAGCUUCCUUAAUGGGCCCACCAUCAAGCUGGAUCUGUCGCUUAAAAGCGAUGACGGUCUGACGCCGUUGCACAUGGCGAUAAAGAGGAACAAAUACGAUGUAGCAAAGAAGCUGAUUAAUCAUGAUCGCAGUUCUAUUAACGUGGCCAACACAACGGACGGCAACAACGCCCUUCACAUGGCCGUACUGGAACAAAAUGUUGAGCUCUUGGUCUUGAUCCUUGAUGCCCAGAACUUGACUAACAUAUUGUUGGCUAGGAAUGCGGCGGGAUACACGCCUUUGGAGUUGGCACGUGUCAAGGGAAAUGACCGCUGUGUGCGUUUGCUGGAAGAGGUCUAUCCUGAUAUGGGUGAAUGCGCGAUAGGAUGGAUACCGCUAAAUGUCAAGGAAGAGGUGGACUCUUCCUCUGCAGAAGAUGACGAUGAAAGCAAUGCUGAUACGCAGUCCUUGACCCAUAAGAUCGAGGGUGUUAAUAUGAUAUUAAAAACGGAGCACAUAGAAGAGCAUUAUGGGCAUGGCGUUGCUGAUCAAGAAGGGGAUGGUGGUGUAGAUAGCUCGGCGCAACUAGACCUGUUGCUCAGCAAUAAAAAAAAGUUCAUGGAAUUGGUUAAGUUACUCAAUCAUCCAAGUGCUACUGAUCCUCAGAAGCCCAAGUGGCAGGAGCUUGCACAUGAAUCUAACAUGGAUCAGCUUGUAUUCCUCUGGUCCAACGCCGAGGGCAUGCUCAACUAUAUACAUCACAAGUCAAGUGUUUCCGAGUACAGAUCAUUUUCACAAUCACUUCAAGCUCUCGGAAUAUUAAAUGCGGAGGAUUAGAUUAAUCUAAUUUUAAUUGCUAUGCUAAUAAUAUCUUCACUUUAUAUACGUAUUUACAUAUAUCAUAUAUGUGUCUAAUAAUG